AUGUAUUUAUACAAUAAUAACAAGCAGGCUUGCAUCUCAAUUUUAAUAAAAUUUGUGACUGAUGUUUACAACUCGAUGAGAACAAAAAUGUUAUCAAAACACGAUCUAAUUAUCGUUGUCUCAUUACUAACCAUAAGUGGUGUUUAUGCUAAAGAUUAUGUGACAAUAUCAAACUGUGGAGAUGAUACAAUGACUUAUACCCCUGCUGAGAGAGUAGAAAUAGGUCCAGAAUGGGAUGGUGACGACAAAGAAUUGCUGCGCAACUAUGACUUUACGUAUGCGAUUUCACACCAUGCACACGGAGCAAAGGGAUCUGUGUCAAAUAUACCAGUUACAAAUUUACUGCAACAAACGUUGGAUAAUAUACAGAAACUUGUGAUACCUCCAAAUACUUUUGUGCCAAACGCAUACAAUGUGACAGUGCACUCUAAACGUAAAAGUUCUGUAAAAACAGGACCUGCGAAUGCUUUAGAAAAAGGAUCUAAAACCUGUCGAGUUCUAAUAUUGACCUUUUUUCCGUUUGCAGUAAUAUCAGGAGGAUUUAGAAGGGUGGUGCCGGCUAACCUUGAUAUUGUUGUUGAUGGAGAAGGUUCCUUCGAUUCAAAUUUUAACAAUGGAACUUCUAGCACUUUAAAUUUCACGUGGUCAUGUAAUCAAACCCAGACACCUCCAACUUUUUGCAAAAAAGAUCCCAUUUCCACCGCCUCUGGGUUUACUAUUCCAGCUCGACACGUCAAGGAUGGUGACACUUUUACCAUAAAGUUACAAGUCAAGUUAAAGUACUUAGACGAGGAUAUCAACAAAAAUGAAACUCAGACAGUUAUUGUAGUAGCUAACGCUCCAGCUUUGGAAAUGAUUUGUAGAAAGAACUGUCUGUCGUGGACUGAUUACGCCAACUACGAAUUAAUAACAUUGUUUGGCGCUUCUUGCGUUACGAACUGUGAAGGGUUACAAGAUGAUGACUACAUGUGGUCUGUCAAAGUUCUCAACGACUCGUCUUACAAGUUUGAUUAUUCAAACUCGCGUUAUGGUAAAAGCGGCACCAAAUUCUUGAUUGAGAAAAACACAUUAGAGAAAGCAGCUUGGUACAUCGUGGAAGUAGAAGCAAAGACUACUCAAGGGCGUGGUUAUGCAGCGCUUAAAAUGUCGUACCAUCGUCCAGCUAAAGUUAGCAACUGUAAGCUCGACCCACCAGAAGGAAAAUCUCUGGAAACUUAUUAUAAGUUUUCGUGUACACAAACCCCACCAAACCAACCAAAUUUUUAUGAAUUUCUUGUUAGAGACGCUACUGAUAUUUCAAUCGAACAGACGAUUGUUAGUGGCUUUCAUCCAGACGUUUUUAAAAGACAGUUCAAGUUACCCCCUUCUGAGGGAAAAAUUUUUAUUGCGAAAGCCACGAAAAUUUCGAAGGAAAGUUAUCCAGCUAAAGAAGUAAGAGUAGAAGGUCGUGUAGAAUCUGCUCUUAGCGACAAACCAUCUAAAGAAGUGGUCCAAAUUUUGGACGACAUUUACAACGGCAAUGGGACUAAUCAAUCUAUAAUUAAUCUAGUUAGCAGUAACAAUCCGGAAGACAGGAGCAAAGCGAUUGAAGUUUUUCAAAGCAUAGUAGAUGAACUUGUGGUUAGUAAGAUAGAAGAUCAACAACUGAAAGAUUUUCUCGAAACUCUCAAGUACACAGCUUCAGAAGACAUGUUGAAGGCACCUCUUAAAUCUUUAGAGGAAGUGAUUAAAAUAAGUCAGUCUUUGACCAAACUCCAACAGCAACACAUACCUGCAGAGUCUGAUCCACUUCUAUCCAAAUUUACCUCAACAGUUUGUAAAAAGAUGGCAGACAGGGCUUUAGAGACACUGAGGGGUCAGGAAUUUCCAUACAAACUAGGAGACAGAAUGAAAAAGUUUUCCUCAACCGUAGCUAAGUGCUUUGAAACUACCACGAAUCCAAAUUACAAGAUAAUCAAGCCCAUUGAGCUAAACGUUUCUACAGAAACACCAAUUUUUGACGUGCCAGUAAUUACAGAAGACUACCCAGAUUACGUUGACCACGACGAAAGCUACUACAAAAAUUUGGAAUACCUGAAAGAAGCUUCGUUCAACAUAGUAAAUGGAAGCGCUACAUCUGCAAAAGUGAUAGCAAUGGCCACAGCAACCGGUGAAGGGUUGGUCCGAGCUUUCGGCAACCAAAGCGAAACUGUCGUUUUCAAAGACACCGGCUCGGAACUUACAAGAAGCCCUGUACGAGCAACAGGAGUAAUAGUGACUGUUUCGAGCGAUUUCGUAAACGACGAACAUUCGUACGACUUUCUCAUGACGACUUGGAAUAAUGACAUUCUGUGGUGGAAUCCUGGCUUUGUAAAAGUGUACACAAAUAUUAUUAAUCUAGAAUUCUGGCAUUCAACGUGCGUGAAGCGCAUAGACAGUUUUAAGAAUCCAGUGGGCAUUUAUUUCGCUAUGAAGAACAAGAGCGGAUUUGUUCCAAGAAUGAGAGAAUAUUUUGUCAAUGUUGCAGAAGGUUAUGCCACAAUGACUGACGAUGAACUGAAUUAUCAAAUCAACGUUUAUCGAAUAGCAUUACCAACAAAACGAACGUUGCACGUAAACUUUCGUGGUUCCAAUACUAGUAACGUCUUUAACGUUGUUCUUUUAGAAAACAAAUUCCCUACUGUGGAAGAUUUUGUUAACAACGAUGUAACAUUUGAAACUGACACUUCUCUACGACUGGCAAACGACUAUGAUUAUGACAUUCUUGCCUAUAUUGGAAUCUUGGUUAAAAAAGAGGCAGCUGCUGAAAAAACAACCUUGACAUAUGGAAUUAGUACACUUGUUACAUGUUGCAUUGAAUUUAUAACACUAGACAGCAAAUGGAUACCCACGUGUAAGCCUGGAAAUGAAAGCAAUCAAACUGCUCUCUAUUGCAUCUGCAAUCAUUUCUCGGUCAUUGCUGGUCACAUACAAAAUAUACAAUAUAUUCCCCAGCGCGUUUUUAAGCCAGAUUUGGAAUUGAAACUCUGGUACUCUUUAGUGAUUUUCUCAACUCUGGCACUCACUUUAUUGAUUUUCUUGUUGCUGCUGACGUUGUCGUUACUUCAGAAAAAGGAGCAAGUUUACUUUGUAGGAGAUAACGAUGCCAGCCAUCGAUUUGCCUACUUGGUGAUGAUUAGAACCGGUGAAGGUUACAAUGCGGGUACUUCAUCCAAUAUCAUGAUCAAACUCGUGGGUGACAAGAGCUUCAGCGAGCCACAUGCCCUCAAUUACCCUGAUCCUCAGUUAAGAAUACUACAACAAUUCAAUCACGACAUGUUCGUUUUGGCGACAGAAAAUCAUUUGGGAAAACUAACAUCUCUGGAAAUUUGGUUUGACAGUAUUGGCCAAAACCCAGAUUGGUACUGCAAAGAUAUACUAGUUUACGACUUACAAGAACACACCCAGUGGCACUUUAAAAUAGAAGAGUGGAUAUCGAUUGUUAAAGGUACGACGUACCUUGUGGCCAAACCGACUCAACGUAAAACACCUCUUGAAGAACCACCGUUUACGAAAACUCUGUCAUUUACUAAAAAAUUUCCAUUUAUUAGAUUCAAGAUUGAUUUAAGUCUGCUUCGAAGGUACCACACUUGGUACUUAUGGAUAAAUGAAGAAAAUUUGUCUUAUAUUAAAAAACUGACAAUUAUGCUCUCGACCAUGCUAACGACGUAUAGUUUAGCUCUUGUAAUGCUGGGUCAACCAAGUCUAAAACUGAUUGAUGGUUUCGAGCGAUAUCACUACUACACAAUUCCUCUGUACUCUAUUUUGGUAGGUUUUGUGUGCUCGUUUCCCACGUUUCUGCUGCACAUUGCCAUCGCUUGGUGUUUUCGGUUUUCUAAGAUUCAAGUCUCAAAGUACGAACAAGACCGCAAGUUAUCUUUCCGUUACACUGUGGCUUGUUGGAGCGCACUUCUAACCCUAAUUGCUCUUUCUACUGCAUAUUUGAUAAUUAUUGGGUUCUGGGUACCAAAGUACGCAAGUCUAAUAUGGUUAACCACCAGUGCUAUUAGUAUCAUAAUCGGAGUACUUCUCUACGAACCCAUUUUCUUUCUCGGUGUUAACUUUUUCUACAACCGUGAAAUCGUCUACGAAAUCAAAAAAAAAUUCGAAGAUAUUUUUGCGGCUGUCGAAGCACAACGAGAUUACUUGUUUGCAACGUUUGGACCACAACUUCUGCGACCGUAUUUUGAACACUUGUAUAUUCCUUUAAAGAGAAGACGAAUUAAAGAAUUGACAAUCUUAAUUAAACAUCGUCGCUUCGUUAUAUCCGAACUUCAAGAUUUACUCAUGUUUGUUGUAUAUGUCAUUAUUUUAUACAUGGUAAUUUUAGCUGAUAAGGAUAGGUUGGUGGUACUCGGCAAAAUGUUAAUGGAGGACAUAAUCGAGGGAAAACAUACAAGAACCGUGGACUUCAACGACAUCGAAACCGCUCACGAUAUCUAUGGGUACAUCAACGCAACGUUAAUAACAUCAAUCCAACCCUUGAGGUGGUACGGAAACUUCGUGGUGUCGGAACCUGGGUUGAUGCUCGAUGUUGCCAACAAAUAUAUGGGAGUUACUAGACUGAGACAACAGCGAACAAAAAGCGGUCUCUGCGCAGUACCAGAACCCUUGGAGUUCUUAAACUUGUCGUGCUGGCCAGAAUUUGCACGAAAGCACACAGAAACCAGAACUUUCGGCUACAGAUGGGGAAAUUUUUCUACUUAUAUCAAUUACGACAGACUGAAGACUAUUUGGAAAUACGCUACUCAAGGCCAAACGGCAACUUUUCCCACUUUUGGCGAAAUUGCGGCCUACUCUGGUGGUGGCUAUGUUGCUUAUUUGGGUCGCACCCUAUACAACUCCUACGUUAAUUUCAGGCAACUUUUAAACAAGUUGUGGAUUGACCAAGCAACGAGAGUGGUUUUCAUUGAAUUUUUAACCUACAAUGCCAACUGUAACAUUUUUAGCUCAAUUAGACUUACAUUCGAACAAAGUGCAACAGGUUUCGUUACAAAGCGUGUUAUUGUUUACACGGUUCGAAUGCUCUUUGUCAACAACGAAGUGGCUUACAUCUCGACGGUGUUUUUCACUCUGUUCAUAAUUUGGGUUGGGCUGCUAAUGUUCAAACAGUCGCUAGGAAUCGUCAAAUCCUUUCACCAUUUCUACAAAGACCCUUGGCUAAUGAUUGAUUUUAUAAUAAUCGUUUUGAGCCUUUUGUGCAUAUUUUUCUUUGCCUUGAGGAUACAUUUUGUGGGAGCGUAUCUCGAAGAAUUGGAAACAGCUAAACACAACGCAUUCUUGAGCUACUUCUAUUUGUUCUACAUAGAAGAUUUUCUUACUUUUGCGGCAGCUUUCUUGGUGUGCAUAGCAACCAUCAGACUGUGGAAGUUUCUCAGGUUUGCAAAAAUGUUCCGAAUGAUGGAAAGAACGUUGGCAGUAGCACUGUUACCCCUUCUGUGUUUCCUAAUUAUUUUCGGCACUGUUGUUAUGGGAGCCGGAAUGGCAUUUUUGUUAUUAGUAGGAAAGGAAUUUAAAAGAGUUCGAUCGUUGGUAAAAAUGAUAAGAUUAAUGUUGACUAUGAGUUUAAAAGCUAGCGAAAUGAAGUCUACAGAAUUCCUUGAUUAUAAGGUUGCGUUAUUCUACAUGGUCUUGUACAUUAUAACUCUAGAACUAAGUUUAUUUACUUUUAUAACCAUAAUCGUCUUUGCUUACGCUAAAGCCCAGUGGGAAUUUUCUUCGGAUUUGGGAAAUUACACAGUGAGAGACUACGUACUAGAACGAUCUGCUUAUUUGAGGACUUUUUUCACAUAUAAAUCUAAACGACUACGAGCUGGACUAAUGGAAAUAGUCGAUAGUAAAGUAGCACCUAAAUCCGAUAAGUUUUUGUAUCGCAACAGCUGCUCCGUUUCCGUUCCUAAAAUGAGACUGAUGAAAUACAUAACGCGAGGACUUAUUAGAAAACAAACCCGAAAAUCAUCUGUUCUUACCAGUUACGACGUAAAACUAAUGGAGACUAUCUGCCGUCAAAUUUUUUUAAAAAGUGGAAAGGAUGAAGUUGAUGUAUUUUUCAUGGGCCAUGUCCGAGGAACAAAUGUUAAAUUAGUUGAUGAAAAACGUGUUGAGAAAAUUGCCAAUAUUACUAAUUUGCUAUUGCAAGAAAAUCGGUUGGAUUCAUUUAUACAAGAAGAAAAGAAUCCUACACUGGAAAAGUAUGUGAAAGCGAUUAAAAGACGAGGUUCUACUCUACGACAGUGCACUCUGAAUUUGAAACUAAUCCUCAAGAAAAUGAAAACAGCUGAACUCAAAUUUUCACGUGUUUAG
Messenger RNA from Zophobas morio, 6321 nucleotides. RefSeq lists its product as uncharacterized. Gene Ontology annotation, cellular component: membrane. The transcript has 23 exons. Gene Ontology annotation, biological process: detection of mechanical stimulus. Gene Ontology annotation, molecular function: protein binding; calcium channel activity. The record is from RefSeq and is a predicted model, not a curated record. Bases 1 to 6321 code for a protein of 2106 amino acids. Lineage: Eukaryota; Metazoa; Arthropoda; Insecta; Coleoptera; Tenebrionidae.